GGGCAGCUGCUGCCGCGCCUCCGUGGGCGGGGCCGCUGGCUGAGCGGAGCGGAGGCGCCGCCGGGCGGAGGGCCCACGCGGGCUCAGCUUUCCCGGUCGGCAGUGGUGACGGUAGCCCAGCCUGCCGGGGAGCGGUUGGUUUUCCGAGUCGCUGUCUUCCAGGCUCCGUCAGUGGUCGGCAUGGCACGUGGAAAUCAACGAGAACUUGCCCGCCAGAAAAAUAUGAAGAAAACCCAGGAAAUUAGCAAGGGAAAAAGAAAAGAGGAUAGCUUGACUACCUCUCAGAGAAAGCAGAGUUUUGGAGGCCAGAAAUCUGAGAGAAAGGUGUCAGCCGGGCCACAACUCCCUCUGAAGGCUCCAAGGGAGAAUCCUUGCUUGCCUCUUCCAGCUGCUGGUGGCUCCAGGUAUUACUUGGCUUAUGGCAACUUAACUCCUAUCUCUGCCUUUGUCUUUGUGAUUUUCUGUUCUAUCUUCUUUCCUUCUUUUUAUGACGACUUUUGUUAUUGGAUUUAGGUUCCAUUCUAACCUAGGAUGAUCUCAUCUGGAAAUCCUUAAUUGCAUCUACAAAAACCAUUUUCCCAAAUAGGUUACAUUCACGGAUAUCAGAUGUAUCGUUUUGGGGUCUGGUGAUUCAAUCCACUACAAGGAGUUUUUUAAACAAAAAUAGGAAACUUCGAUGUAACUUAGCACUUUAUAUAUAUUUUUUAAAAUGGAGUCUC
Saimiri boliviensis boliviensis (Bolivian squirrel monkey) is the source of this 719-nucleotide messenger RNA. NCBI's taxonomy places the organism in Eukaryota, Metazoa, Chordata, Mammalia, Primates, Cebidae. The record is from RefSeq and is a predicted model, not a curated record.